Myodes glareolus (Bank vole) is the source of this 5080-nucleotide messenger RNA. It is a transcript of the gene Cep104, whose product is annotated as centrosomal protein 104. NCBI's taxonomy places the organism in Eukaryota, Metazoa, Chordata, Mammalia, Rodentia, Cricetidae. Gene Ontology annotation, cellular component: cilium. The record is from RefSeq and is a predicted model, not a curated record.
GCCUCAGUGGCCCGGGGUGGGGGCGGGCGGACCGAGGCGAGGCCCCUCCGAAGCGAGCGGAGGCCGGCAUCGCGGCAGCAUCCCGCCUGCUUGUCUCCGUGGCGCCCUGUGACCCCGCGCGGCCUCGGUCCUCAGCAGGCACCGAGGCGGAAGACAUCUGGCCGUGGAGGGACGUGGCCGCUGCCUGCUUGAGGCCUCUGGGCAGCGCAUCUCGGCCUUCGUGUCGGGAAUCCGAUUCCAGCCCCGACUUGUCCUCUUCUGGAUGCGUUACUGAGCAGGACCAGUUACCACGAGGCUGAAGACUGUAGCUCUGGCCCCUGAACUCUUCCCUGAUCUUGUGAACAGCCCAUGUGUGCAGAAUGCCCCACAAGAUUGGAUUUGUAGUGGUCAGCUCUUCUGGACAUGAAGAUGGUUUCAGUGCUCGGGAACUAAUGAUCCACGCACCGACUGUCAGUGGCUGGAGGUCACCAAAAUUCUGCCAGUUUCCACAAGAGAUUGUUCUCCAGAUGGUGGAGAGGUGUCGGAUAAGGAAACUGCAGCUCCUCGCUCACCAGUACAUGAUCUCCAGUAAGGUUGAGUUCUACAUCAGUGAAAGCUUGCCUGAGUACCUGGUGCCGUACCAAGCAGAGCGCUUCCGCAGACUGGGCUAUGUCUCUCUGUGUGACAACGAAAAGACAGGCUGCAAAGCCCGGGAGCUCAAGUCUGUCUACGUGGAUGCUGUGGGGCAGUUUCUUAAGCUGAUCUUUCACCAAAACCAUGCCAACAAGUACAACAUAUAUAAUCAGGUGGCUUUGGUUGCGAUAAAUAUCAUUGGAGACCCUGCAGAUUUUGGUGAUGAAAGCAAUAUUACCUCUAGAGAGAAGCUGAUUGAUCAUUACCUUGGCCACAGUCCCCACAAUGAGGACCCAGCCCUAGAAGGAACUUUUGCCGGGAGAUCUGACUAUAUCUCCCCACUUGAUGACUUGGCGUUUGACAUGUACCAAGACCCUGAAGUUGCACAGAUCAUCCGCAGGCUGGACGAAAAGAAACGGGAUGCUGUCAAGAAGGAGCGCUAUGACCACGCAAAGAAACUGAAGCAAGCGAUCGCUGACUUACAGAAGGUCGGUGAGCGCCUGGGGCGCUUCGAGGUGGAGAAGCGCUGUGCCGUGGAGAAGGAAGACUAUGACCUGGCCAAGGAGAAGAAGCAGCAGAUGGCACGCUACCGUGCCCAGGUGUACGAACAGCUGGAGCUGCACGGCCUCCUGCAGGGCGAGCCAGAGAUGCAGAGGCCCUUCAUUUUGCCCCUCCAGCCCCUUGCAUCUCCCAGCAGUCCCCAGCACUGGAAGGCAGCAUCCUCACUGCCGCGCACAGAAGAGCUGGAAACAGAAGGCACAUUUGCAGGCCCUGCCCUCCAGGAAAAGCCCUUGGCAUAUCCCUUGGCAUCGUCUCCUCGACAUUCAGCAGUGGACCAGUCCCCACCUGCCGCAGGCCCUAGAAGCCAUGUGGACGCCCUGCCCUAUGAUGAACGGCCUCUUCCCAUUACUCGGAAGCAACUGGGGGAAGCAUCCACCGAGCCCGAAGUGAAAGACACAGACAGCAGUGAUGUUCAGAGACGGGGUGUCUCAGGGGAACCAGAGCCCUUGACAGAGAAGGCCUUGAGAGAAGCCAGUUCUGCCAUUGACAUCUUAGGCGAAGCAUUGGUGGCCGGGGCCUAUUCUAAGACGUGGUCCUGCCGGGAAGAUGCCCUGCUGGCGCUGUACCAGAAGCUGAUGGAGAUGCCUGUUGGAACCCAGAAGGAGGAUUUGAAAAACAUGCUCAGAGCAUCUGUCUUUCUCAUCAGAAGAGCCAUAAAGGACAUUGUGACCUCAGUCUUUCAGGCUUCGUUGAAGUUGGUGAAAAUGAUAAUUACCCAGUACAUUCCCAAGCACAAGCUGAGCAAACUGGAGACAACGCACUGUGUAGAGAGGACCAUUCCCCUUUUACUCGCCAGAACCGGAGAUUCCUCUGCUCGCCUCCGUAUCAUGGCUCUGAAUUUCAUUCAGGAAAUGGCCUUGUUUAAGGAGGUGAAAUCUCUCCAACUCAUUCCAUCCUACUUGGUACAGCCACUGAAGCCCAAUGCUUCCACUCAUCUGGCAAUGAGCCAGGUGGACCUUCUGGCCCGGCUGCUGAGAGACCUGGGCACUGGGAACUCAGGCUUCACCGUGGACAGUGUGAUGAAGUUUGCGCUGAGCGCGCUGGAGCACAAGGUAUAUGAGGUGCGAGAGACAGCAGUCAGAAUCAUCCUGGACAUGUACAGACAGCACCCAGCCCUCACCCUGGAGCACCUUCCCCCAGAAGACAGCAGCACACGCAGGAACCUGCUCUACAAAGCCAUUUUUGAGGGAAUCGCUAAGAUAGACGGCAGGCCGACGGAGGCUGAAGUCAGGGCCCAGAAAAGAGCAGCCACUAAAGAAGCAGAAAAGCAGAAGAAGGAAGAGGUGAAGGUUCUGCAGGGCCAGUUGGCAGCGCUAAGAGAGACCCAGGCUGGAGCCCAGGAGAAGGAGGACGACGGUGUGAAGCUCAGAAAUCAAGACCUUCAAGGAAGGAAAGCUGCCCCAUCUGACACUCCGGAAAUCCCAGAUAACCACUAUUUGGAUAAUCUUUGCAUCUUUUGUGGGGAGAGGAAUGAGUCUUUCACAGAAGAGGGCCUGGACCUCCACUACUGGAAACACUGCCUCAUGCUGACAAGAUGCGACCACUGCAGGCAGGUGGUUGAGAUCUCCAGCCUGACGGAGCACCUGCUGACAGAGUGUGACAAAAGGCAUGGGUUUGGGAAGUGCCACCGCUGCAGCGAGGCUGUCCCCACAGAGGAGCUUCCCAGGCACAUCCAAACCAAGGAGUGCAACCCUGCCAAAUCAGAGAAGGUGGCAAACCGCUGUCCUCUGUGUCAUGAGAACUUUGCCCCUGGAGAAGAGGCGUGGAAGGCUCAUCUGAUGGGCCCUGCUGGCUGCACAAUGAACCUGCGCAAGACACAUGUUCUGUGCAGGGCCACAGCCCCGCAGCAAGGGAAGGGCCCAGCAGCAUCGAAGUCGGGCACCUCAGGACCCAAGGUUGGAAGCAAGAUCCCCACCCCAAAGGGGGGCCUGAGUAAGAGCUCCAGCAGGACGUACAUGAGACGGUGACAGUUUCCACUUCUGUCUCUGCCAGGGGCUGUGCAAGUUUCCCCGUUCUAAGCCAUGAGUGUUGACAUAGUGAUGCAGGACUCUGUGCCUGCUGUCCUUGGCCUCUUGUGUCGCAGGAACAGAGUGUAUGGAUAUGACCAAAGAACCCGUCCCACGCUAGGCCCCACGGUACUGGGCCCUUUGUCAGUGCCCAGGCACAGAAGUACCUCUUGCUCAGGAAGCCAGCAAGUACAGCACCCACUUUCCUUACUACUGAGAUGUACCCCAAACUUUGAGCUCACUAGUGUCUGUUGCACAUGUUAGACUUUGCACAGGGCUAAGCUCAGCUUUGGUGGCCCUAGCAGACAGCAGCAAGCCAGACUGAACCUUCUGUGUCAUCUCUCUCACGACCUGCCUGCUAGGUUGUCAGACCAUAUACAGCAACAAGCAAUAAAGGGAAGCAAGCAGAAGGCAACUGUCCUAAGAACAAGCUCCUCCAGGACAUACUUUGCCCAGUGUUCCUGUGCACACCUGUCCCCAUUACCCACUGACAGCCCUACCUUGAUGCCUUCCCUCAGCAGGCUCAGAUGCUCUGCUGCAGAGUCCUAAAUGGACUUUGGGUGAUGUCCCCUGGUUACCCUCUUCUCACCUGACCAUAGCCCACCUGCAAGCCUCAGUUUCUUUACGGCACAAGAGAGCACCUUCCACCUUUGCUAACCUACAAAGAUAAGGCCCGCACACCUUGCUACCCAGAGCCUCCACAUCAGGUGUGUUACACCCUGUGAUGUAAGUGAACCCACUUUCCCAGAUCAUUCACAGGAUGUCACUCACAAGACCUCAGGGGACAGCUGUCAGCAUCCUCCACCCGCCUUCCUCCCAGGAGCUCCGGUCACACAAGCAUCUGUGGGAAGAACUGAGUCCAUCUGAAACUCAUGCCCCUGUCUCCGCCACAGGCUGAAGGGGGCCACUGAGGCGCUACACUGUGCCUGCUUCCUGAGGUUUUCCUCAUUUCCCUUUGAAGUGUCUAGGAUUAAGAAAAUGAGUAUUAUAAAAUUAAGGCAUAUUUCUUUAAAAUUCCCAACCAUGUAAAAAUCCAUAUGUAUAGGUGCCUGAGCAGCGAGCAUGCUGGGUAGUUAAUCCCUUGAGCUCACCCCUGCUUUUGGCAAACAGCUAUUGUGCUGGCUGAGAGUGGAGCAGGAUCUGUUGAGAGGAGGAUCCUAUCCUGUCAGAGGCCUUUAGUGUGGAGAGAGCGCGAAACGACUUAGAGCCAAGCACAGGUGCCACAGGUCGGACGCCGGCCCAUGUCUGCUAGCCGUCUAGAGUGCAGACCACAAUGGAGGCAGACGCCUGUGGUGCUUCUUCUCUGCUGUAACUAAAUCCUUCUUGGCCCGCGUGGUGGCUCACGCCUGUGCUCCUGGCACUUGAGAGGCCCGAGUCAGAAGCUCACCACAAGUUCAAGGGAAGCACUGCCUCAAAAUUAAACAGAACAAAAAAGAAUCCCUCAUUUUAGCUCCCGUGUUUGCCUGUUACAGAAUCAUGAGUUUCCACAGAGGUGACUGGCGGUCUUGGCAGCCUCAAAGCUCCACACCACUGUGCUUGAUUCAGGGAAGGAGCUAAGAGCCCACCAUUCAUAAUAUCAAAGUGUGGAACACUCCUCAAGCUUCACAUACGACACGUUGUGGAUAUUUAAUAUUUAUUUAUAUUAUUUUUCAUAAAAGAUAUUCUAUUAAACCUAAUUUAAAAGAAUUGUGUCAUAUCUGAUACUGAAAUACAUUGUAAAUACCUUUAAUGAAAAUUUGCAACUUUUUAAUGUUUUAACAUAGUUUUUCUAUUUGUCUUUAUUUCAGGUGCCAGAAGUAUAAAAUAAUAUAUUUUUAUUGUUAUUGUUUUAGGGUUUAUGUGCUAAUUUGCCUUGAGUUCAUUAAUACAGUAAAGAGAUCAUUCAGUGUUUGUCACUUUUA